Messenger RNA from Coffea eugenioides, 1953 nucleotides. RefSeq lists its product as uncharacterized. Bases 372 to 1457 code for a protein of 361 amino acids. Lineage: Eukaryota; Viridiplantae; Streptophyta; Magnoliopsida; Gentianales; Rubiaceae. The transcript has a single exon. The record is from RefSeq and is a predicted model, not a curated record.
GUGAGAAAUUGACAGCACGGAACGAACAGUAAAAACAAGAGCGCUAGAGAAGAGGAGGGAGCAAUGUACGAAAGCAACAACUUCUCUCCACCCACUAAAACACACAGUCCUCUCCUCCCCCAGCCUCAAAAGCCAAGAUAAAUACGGAGUAGAAAGGAGGUGACGCCAACCCUGACUCCUCAGCCUCAGGGAAGAAGAAGAUCCUAGCCGGGGGAGUAGGAAUGGGAAAUAUGAUAACAACAGUUGCUAUGGAGAGGCGUUGGGUUUAGGCUUUGGGGAGGAAGUAAAUAAAAAAGUGGGUUCCCAGAUACUAGUCGUAUUGAGUGCUCGCUAUUUUGGAGGGGGGAUUGGUAUAAAAAGUGAGGAAGAAGAUGAAGCUGUCAUCAGCAAAGCCCAUAUCAAGUCCGAGCAGGGCAGAUAAGUUUCCAACCCCAUUGAUGAUGAGGUUUCUGAGAAGCAAUGGUGGGAGCAGAAGCAGAGGGAGGUCACGUUCAAGUCCUAUGUUCAUCAUGCGACCCAAAAAGAAUGCUGCGGCGGCGAUUAAUGAUGCUCAACAAGAACCAUCUUCCCCCAAAGUCACUUGCAUAGGCCAAGUCCGAGCCAGAAGGUCCUCCAAGUCCAAAACUACCUCCCGACCUCGUAAACGACUUCCACCUUCCCCCUCCUCCUGCUGUUCUGGUCCUUGUUCCUCUCCCUGCCGCUGCUGCUGCUCUGGCUGUUGUCCUCCAACCGCUCUUCCUCCUUGUUGCCAUUUAAAAACUACAAGAUUCCGCAAGCCCAGAUCAUUUUGCAGACCUUUCCGCAAGUUGGUACUGUUUUUCAGGUUUGGAUAUUGCAAGAAAAUUGAUGUUAGGGAUGAUUGUUCUUCUUCAAGGGUUGUGGUGUCUACUACUCAAAGAGGUCAAAAUCAUGUCAAUUCUACCAACAGCAAUGGUGGUGCUGGUGACAUUGAAGAUAACGAGGCAAAUGGAGGAGAAACCAAGGAAGAUGUUCUUGAAUCUUCUACAACUUCUCCACCAAAGAAUGCAUUUUUGCUGACUAGGUGCAGAUCUGCUCCUUAUAGAUCUUCAUCACUGGCCAGUAGGUUUUGGGGCUCUCCUUUAGGGGCAUCCGAUAAUACAGAAACAGACAGGAGCCCCAAGAAUAAGCUUCCGCAAACGCCCAAUUCACCCAAUAACUAUGGAGAUGAGGCGGUGGAAUCAAGAAGCAGCAGCUGUCCCGGUGAAAGCGGGAGUGAGGAAUUGGGCAGUUCCAGCAACGGUGGGGGGAGUAAUGAAGCUACUACUAACACUCAAGAAACGAGAGGAUCAAUUCAUCCUGUACUACUAACCAGGUGCAAAUCUGAACCAGCAAGAACAGGGGAAAGGCUCGAUCCGGAGGUAAUAAAUUACUGGCAGCAAAGAAGGUCGUAUGCUACCGAGUCCCGUUUACAGCAGAGUAGGAGUAACUGUGAUUAAUUACUAGUUCUAUUAGUCAUUGGUAUAUGAAUUACAAAUUGAAUAUUCUGCAGUUUCUUGAAAGAAAAUUAUACUCAACAUACGUAUAUUAGACCUUAUCAAUUGUCCUAGGAGUAUUUUUUGGGGUUGGUUGCUUAGGUUCACUAGUUCAAGUAGCCGAUGAAAAUAAAACCUCCAUAGCUAAUUGGUAAUAAUGAGAUAUGCUGUUUGGUUGUUUUGUGCAUUUGGGGAGGGAUGGAUGCAUGACCUGUAAUGACCAUGGAUAGGGAAUCUCUUGGCUUGGAAGUUAUUUUUAUGGUAAUGAUGUUGAUGCUAAUAGACAGAUAGAUUAUUAAAUGGGGUAUUCAGUGAGUCGUACACUGAAAGAUGCAAAGACCAUAUGAAAUUGUUUCUCAUAUUGUACGCUGCAACUCCUCCCCCCCAGGGGCAGAGGCCGGGGCAGGAGCAGCGGCAGCUCAGCUCUAUAUUUAUUACUGACAUCGCUUAUAAAAAUUGA